AUGAGCAAGCUUUGGUACACGCAGCCCGCAAGCAACUGGAAUGAGGCCCUUCCGGUGGGAAAUGGGCGCCUUGGGGCCAUGGUGUAUGGCCGCACCGAUCAGGAACUUCUUGCCUUGAAUGAGGACUCCGUAUGGUACGGUGGCCCCCAAGACCGGACUCCUCACGAUGCUUUCAAAUAUCUUCCGCAAUUGAGAGAAGCUAUUCGGGCAGAAAAUCAUGCCGAAGCAGAAAGACUGGCGAAACUUGCAUUCUUCGCCAACCCAAUCAGUCAACGACACUAUGAGCCUCUUGGUACCGUGUUCAUGGACUUCGGCCACGAACCUGAUCGGGUAACGAAUUAUCACCGCGAACUAGAUCUCGAUACUGCCACAGUAAAUGUAACUUACAAUUACUGCGGAGCCGAAUAUCGACGACAAGUUAUAGCAAGCUAUCCCGACGAUGUUCUCGCCAUCCAAGUGCUCGGUCCGCCUGAAACAGAGUACGUGGUACGGUUAACCCGUCUGAGUGAGCUGGAAUUCGAGACAAACGAAUACCUGGAUGAUGUUGCCGCUUCCAAUGAUUCCAUCACCAUGCAUGUUACGCCGGGAGGACGAAAUAGCAAUCACGCUUGUUGCAUACUUCACGUUCAAUGUUGUCAGGGGGGUUCAGUCACGAGAAUCGGAAACAAUUUGGUAGUCAAUGCCUCAGAAUCUCUUAUUCGGAUUACUUCACAAACAACCUUUCGUCACGAGGACCCAGACAAGGAAGCAUCUGAAGAUCUCGCAAAGGCACUGGGCUAUGAUGCGGGACAGCUAUGGGAUAGGCACAUCAAAGACUACCAGUCACUGUACAACCGGAUGCAUUUAGAAUUAUGGUCCGAUACGCCAAACAUUCCAACAGACAAGAGGUUAUUGACCUCUCGGGAUCCCGAAUUGAUUGCAACAUAUCACAGCUACAAUCGAUAUCUGAUGAUAUCAUCCAGUCGCAAUGGAAGCAAAUCACUGCCUGCCAACUUGCAAGGAAUCUGGAAUCCUUCUUUUCACCCGGCAUGGGGGUCCAAAUUCACAAUCAAUGUGAAUCUGCAAAUGAACUACUGGCCAGCCAAUGUGUGCAAUCUUUCCGAGUGCGAGAUGCCGUUGUUUGACCUCCUUGAGCGAAUGGCAGAGUUUGGAAAGAAAACCGCUCAAGUCAUGUAUGGUUGCCGAGGCUGGACUGCCCAUUCCUGCACUGAUAUUUGGGCCGAUACUGCUCCCGUGGACCGAUGGAUGCCAGCGACCAUUUGGCCCCUUGGAGGAGCCUGGCUAUGCUACCACAUCUGGGAGCACUUCCAGUUCACGCAAGACUCUCCUUUCCUCUCUAGGAUGUUUCCAAUCCUGAAGGGAUGCGUGGAAUUCCUACUUGAUUUUCUGAUCGAAGAUGCCUCUGGCAAAUAUCUUGUCACGAACCCUUCAGUCUCGCCCGAGAAUUCGUUUUUUGAUCUGAAGGGCAACAAAGGGGUGCUGUGCGAGGGAUCUACCGUGGACAUCCAGAUUAUUCAGGCGAUUUUGAGCGCUUUUGAGUCUUGUGCAGAUCAACUAGGCAUUUCAGACUCGCUCCUGCCAACAGCUCGUGAAGCACGAGCCCGACUUCCGCCGAUGAAGAUAAGUGAUUCGGGGUAUCUUCAGGAGUGGGCUUUGGACUAUGGCGAGGUUGAGCCGGGUCACCGGCACACUUCACACUUAUGGGCGUUGUAUCCCGGGAAUGCGAUUGUCCCAACAAAAGAAUCCGAACUGGCCCAAGCUUGUAAAGUGGUGCUGCGUCGUCGUGCUGAAAAUGGUGGCGGUCACACGGGCUGGAGCCGAGCUUGGCUCAUCAAUUUACAUGCUCGCCUAUUCGACGCAGAGGGGUGUAGUAGACAUUUGGAUCUGCUUUUGUCUCAAUCUACCUUGCCGAAUUUACUCGACAGUCAUCCGCCAUUCCAAAUUGACGGCAACUUCGGCGGGGGCGCAGGAAUUAUUGAGAUGUUGGUACAGUCUCAUGAGCCAGGGCUGAUCCGACUACUUCCGGCUUGUCCCAGGGAUUGGAAAGGGUCCAUUCGGGGAGUUCUGGCUCGUGGAGGCGUGGAAUUGGCGUUCAGUUGGGAUAAAAUGUCUCUUCUCUCGCUGACUGCCAUAGUACCCGAAUCGGGUGGGAAGUUUGCCAUUUCCUUUCCUGAUGGGAAUGAGACUCGGGUACGAGAAGUUAAGGGACCUGGUCUGCAUGUAAUUAUCGAGGCAUAG
Messenger RNA from Penicillium daleae, 2238 nucleotides. RefSeq names its product glycoside hydrolase family 95 protein. Gene Ontology annotation, molecular function: alpha-L-fucosidase activity. Gene Ontology annotation, biological process: carbohydrate metabolic process. The coding region runs from base 1 to 2238 and encodes 745 amino acids. The record is from RefSeq and is a predicted model, not a curated record. The transcript has a single exon. Lineage: Eukaryota; Fungi; Ascomycota; Eurotiomycetes; Eurotiales; Aspergillaceae.